Molecule: messenger RNA, 1489 nt
Organism: Quercus lobata
Lineage: Eukaryota; Viridiplantae; Streptophyta; Magnoliopsida; Fagales; Fagaceae
Gene: BPC7
Product: basic pentacysteine 7
Exons: 3
Coding region: 343-1188 (281 amino acids)
Biological process (GO): response to ethylene
Cellular component (GO): nucleus
Molecular function (GO): DNA-binding transcription factor activity; sequence-specific DNA binding
Source: RefSeq, a predicted model, not a curated record
UUGAGAAAUUCUCUCUCUCUCUCUCUCAAACAGAACAGAACAGAACAGUCCAACUCAAACUUGAGGAGAGAUAUGAGAUGAUAGUCUAGCUGAAACCAUUUUCACUUACACCAACACUCACACAGUCACACACCACAUCUUUUCAUUUGGUUUGGUGCUGCAGUGAGAAUCAAAGCACAAGAAACUGUUUUUCCAGUGUAACUUUGAUGUGACUUUUGGGUUUUUUCUGUUUGGAAGAGCUUGCAUCUUGGCAUUUUUAUUUCUCUUUGCGAGUGUCUGUGGAGAUUUAGUGUUUCUGCUUGUAAGUGGAGGUGAUGCACGUCCUUCGAUUGUUUUUCUGGCAUGGAGUUCCUUUUUGCUUUGAAAACUUUGUGCCUUUUCUUCAUAAAAUAUACAGAUGGUAGAUUGGGUACUAGCAAUUUUUCAGAGCAAUCUUUGAGUGUAGAUGCAGUGCUGAGACAUCAGGUAGUUGCAAAUAUGGGAACAUACACCAAUAGAAACCCUAUGAUACCUGAAGCUACGGCAGGGGCAUCCGUUCCACAUUUUACCUGGUUUUAUCCUGGAAGUUUUAUGUCUGCAUCAAAAUCCAACUCAAAUCCUUUGCAAGGGACUCAAAUGAACCCAGAACCGGGUAUUGCUGUUACUCCCAUCCGAACCAUUCCUGCCACAACUGAACCAAAAAAAAAUAUUAAUUCAGCAACUAAACCUGUGAAGGUUAGGAAACAGAAGAAUUCUAUGAAGGAACCUAAUCAAACUGCAUCCAAGGUUUUCAGGCCAAAGCAAGCCAAAAAAACUCCUUCUACUUCUAAAAAGACAAAAGGACAAAGUAUGCCUGAAGCAAAACGUGAAAAGAAGAUUCCGAUUAAUAUCGAUAUGGACAAAACUGACUUUGAUUUCUCUGGGGUGCCUGCUCCAUACUGUUCUUGUACUGGUAAUCCUAGAGCGUGCUACAAAUGGGGUGCUGGUGGAUGGCAAUCCUCGUGUUGCACCAUUAACGUAUCAGAAUAUCCUCUGCCCAUGAGUUCUACAAGGCCUGGGUCUCGCAUGGCUGGGAGAAAAAUGAGCAAUGGAGCAUAUGGGAAACUUCUACUGAGACUUGCAACUGAAGGUCAUGAUCUUACUCAUCCAGUUGACUUGAAGGACCACUGGGCAAGACAUGGUACUAACAAGUUCGUUAUAAUUAAGUAGAAAUAUGGAGAAGGGAAAUUAAAGAUUUGUUAACUGCUAGUAUAUAUCAUUCCCAUGUUUUCUUGUAGGAUGUAGUUUACUUCUUCAUCUUAGAGACAAUCCAAGUAAGUAGUCUGUAUAUAAAGUUUCUCUGAAGUUUCCUAGCAUCUAGACUUAUUUGGAAGGAAAUGCUGCUAUGAAUCUGGAGACAUGUUAUAACAUGAAUUUCUUUGCCAUUGUUAUUGUUGUAUUCCUUUCAGUGUCAUGUUAGUUUAUAUCUUACAUAAGAUGAUAAUUUUAUCACAAGAAGAAAUUAUGGUAA